Wyeomyia smithii (pitcher-plant mosquito) is the source of this 4489-nucleotide messenger RNA. RefSeq lists its product as uncharacterized. The transcript is spliced from 7 exons. NCBI's taxonomy places the organism in Eukaryota, Metazoa, Arthropoda, Insecta, Diptera, Culicidae. The record is from RefSeq and is a predicted model, not a curated record. The coding region runs from base 695 to 3886 and encodes 1063 amino acids.
ACGAUUUUCCCUAGCUCUCCACUACUAUACGUCCUGAAGGAAACCUCUAGAGCACAGGCAUCAAACAUUCACUACGGAGAAUUCAUUUAUUGAGCCUUCGUGCAAAAGAUAUGACUAAUUUUCGAGUAGUGAAAAUUUCCGAAUAGAAAGUGUGUAUUGUGUGAUGACAUGUGAUUUAUGUGGGGAUAUGUGACGUUUCCCCUGCAUGAGUUCGUAUCGAGAAGCAAACUUUCGGAUCGAUUAUCCAGCUAAUUAGUGCGAACAGUAGCAGGUGGUUGCGAACCAACUCAGUGAGAGUAUCUCGAUUGCGAUGUCACAAGGAAAACUGUGUUCACAUAUGUUUCGCGAAAAUUGAGCUUUUCCUAUCUGUUUUUGCUUUCUUACUGCUGCAGUUCUCACGAAACGUGGAAGUCCUGGCGCAGUAAUUAGCUAGUGCAUUACAAUCAGAGCGGAAAAUUACUUUUCCAUCCGCAGUUCCUUUUCGUACAGUGCUCUGUUAGUAGGUAAAAAAACGUGGUGGAGGAGGUGCAAAAAAUUGCGACUAACUAUUGUUCUGUGGACACCGAGUGAAGCAAUUGCGUCGUGGAGAAGAGUUAUUGCUAAGAGCCGUAUAGGCCAUCUGGUGCUUUCAUCUGUACGGCCAAACCGGAGGCAGGUGGCCGCCGCUGCAACCCUGUAACUCAUACGGAAGAAAAUGAAGCCGUACCAACCGUCGGAGAAGUUGGUGGUACGGGACAGUGUCUCCCUCAGUAUGGACGAAGAUCUGAGCGAUGACGUUGAAGACGAAGUGUUCAUACGGGAUGGUCGCACUUGUCGAACGUACGAGGACCGUGGGGCGAAACGUCCAUUGAUGACACCCAGAAGUCGAGGUGGAAUGAAUAGCAAAUCAACAAGUUGUGGAACGUCAAGUCCAAUUUUGAAAAAAUAUCGCAGGCGACGGUGCUGGAACUGCUGUGAACCAUUCUGCUACGGGUUAGCUGCUAUAACAGUGCUUAUCGGCCUCAUCGUACUAGCGGCACUAUUGCUAACGGCUUUCCCGGCGCCAUUGCAAAAAAUCAAAGUCUGGCUGCACAAGGAGUCCCCCUUUAGCGGAGCCGUCAUUCGAGACAGAUUUAACAGUUUGCUGUACAGCGGUACGGACGAGAGCAAUUCUUCACUGGAGGUGGUGCCCUGCACUCAGAUCACUGUGCAGAAGGUUUGGACUCGGGUGAUCGCUCGGGUCAACAGUGAAAGUCCGCUACGAAAGUUGGACGUCAACGGGGACGGGGUACUGGAUGUGAUUGUCGGGUACGGCAUCGAUGAAAUGAUCGACGAUGCGCGUGGUUCUAUUCCGAGGUGUACCUCGCAGAAGACGGGUCUGACGGAUAUGUGCGGGGGAGGGUUGAUGGCUCUGAAUGGCCUUAAUGGGGAUACGAUGUGGCAGCGGUGGACAUCGUUUACGAUUUUUUCACUAAAGUGUGCAAUCGACAUUAACUCCGACGGGCAGAGUGACUGCGUGGCAGCUGGAAGGGGAGGUUUAAUACUGGCGGUUGAUGGAAAAAAAGGUAACAUUUUAUGGGAAUUGAAGGACUAUUCGGACUUGGAGAGCUAUGCCGAAACGAGUAUUGAUUUGUAUACGAUCAAUGUGGUGAGGGAUUUGAACAAUGAUGGAAUCGCGGAUGUCCUUGCGGUCCAUGUAGAGGAAACUCAAAGAGCCCAUGGGGGACAUAUCAAGUUGAUUUCCGGUGCCACUGGGAUAAUUUUGAAGAGCAUUCCAACGCCAUACAGGGAGGAGAUGUUUGUGCCGAUUCAGGUUCUGGUACAGAAGGACGGCUCGGAGCAGUUUUUGAUGGUUACUGGAGGACAAAACUCGCCUGGAGGGAUUUAUACCUUGAAACAAGAAAGCUUGAUGAAGUUCACUGACGAGAAGGACUUUGUUCCUGUCACGCGAAUCGAUUCAUCUGGGUUUAUGGUACCGGCAGUUCUGACUGAUCUGAAUGGCGAUUCGGUAGAAGACCUUGUUGUGAGUUCUUUCAAUUCCACUGUCUAUGCGUUCGAUGGGGCGAACAAGACGCAACUUUGGGCCUACACUAUACCUGAUUCGGAGAGCGUCAGCUCUGUAGUUCCUGGUCAUUUCGAUCAUGACAAUGUAACGGAUUUUAUGGUAAAAUACAAUACUGGACCCGGUUUCCCGAUCUACUAUUACUCGCAAACGACCAUUUUGAAUGGCACAAAUGGGCAACCUUUUCUAGAUGAUAGCGUGAAGGACUCUGGUGGUCCUAACAGUUUGCUUGGAGGUGUAACCGUUUCCCAGACAGGUGGAGGUGACUUCUUCCUACACUGGCAGGUUCAGUGUAGAAACAAGCUCAAAACCACUGAGGAGUAUCAAUUUAUUCCAGAGAGCGACAUUAUACAGCAAUCCCGGGCAGACACUUGUAUGCUCCGAUACAAUGAAUCAUCGGUGCUUAAACUAUACGCUAUCAACCGUCACAUGGAGCCUCCAGGGGCGGUAAUAUUUUCCACAGACGAUCUGCAGAUCAAGCUCAAUGGAACCGAGAGCCAACAGCAGCGAGAAGAAUACGUGGCGCCAAUAAAACAUCCGAAGAUGAAGCUGAAAGGUAAGAACGAUGGGCGGAAAGCCAGUGACACGCAACAAAUCCAGGUGCGUAUGGACAAAAAGCUGGAUCAGCAUAGUGCUCCGGGUAGUGUGGAAUCGAAUCAGGCGGCCGAUGAUGUAGGUGUCGUGAUGACGGGUCCUAACAAGUCUGCUGAAAUGAAAAAACAAAGACUUCGCGAGCAGAUGUUGAAAACCAACAGAGUACCGGAGCCGCUGGAAGUUCAGGAAGAGAACAAACGAAAGGAAAAGUUAAAUAUGAAUAACGUUUACAAGAAGUAUACUUAUAAUGCUAAUGACGGCGAAGAUCUGUGGAAUGGCGGCAACGAAAAACCUUAUAUUUAUCUGCCUUACGAUCAAGGGGACCCGAAUUCUCAAAACCCAUUUAUGCAGAAUCAAAUUCCUGUACCACCACCGCAGCUCGAUUACGACUACGGUGCGGUUAACGACGAGAAUGAUCGCCGCAGAUAUCAGAGGCCGCGCUAUAGAGGCAGUGAGAAUCGCUACUCAGGUGGAAGAGACGUAAGAAGUAAAUUUGGAGUUUUUGAUGAUGUCGAUAUGCACGAUCCAUCUCUAGAGAACCAAGUAAUCAACGAAACCAAUAUAAACUCGCAGAUAGUGAAAAAAGUUCUUCUCAACGAUGUAAUAUUGGACGAAUUGAAAGAAAUUGAGAGUAAUUCCAAAGGUUCUAAGGAAACACUAUGGGAUCUGGAGAUGGAAAAGGAAGCCAAAGAAGCGAUUAACGAUGUAAGUUCUUUGAACUACGACUACAACAAGGAAAAACGUGAAUCAGAGUCAAAAGCAGUGUCGGUUCAACCAUCAAGCAGUACGCCCACUCCAACGACAACGGAAUCGCCACCGAACGAAAACAUUUUGCCAUCGAUCGCUUCUACUGGAGUGCUGCUGAAAUCACUCAACUCUUCCAGCGUGAGCCCAACUAUCGACUACGUGUUCGUGAUGAACAUUCGCGAGUCCGAAACCUAUCCGCCACUAUUCUUCGAGCAGGAUCUGGCCUGUGUGCAGGAGAAGCUCUCCGCUUACCAGACCUUCAGUACUGACGACUUGCUACAGCUGGAGAAAAAGUUCCUAAAACAAUGCCUGAAAGCACGACUUCCGAACCUGACACCUAGUUACCAGAAAUUCGAAACGCAAAUAAUCGUCACCCGUGUGGAGAUUGGCUGUUCGUGCGAUACAGAUUUGAACCCUUCGCGGGAGGUGUGUUCCAAGCUGCACAGUUAUGAGCAACAACGGUGGACCGAGUACAUGGGAAACACCGGAAGCGGAGCCUACUGAGAUCAAGGCGGAGAGGGUGAGAUGGUCUGAUGCGAGGCAAUAGCCACUAAUCGAACCGAAAGCACAAUCAAACCAAUUUCUUUUACUACUUCCGGCAGAAGCUCAUCCUGAAUCAAACAAACAAAAAACGCUAACUUUCCUGGCCGAAUUUCAGCGUCUCUUCCAAACUGUAAAUCGCUAGUAGAAAGACAUAGGUUUUCCCCUUCAAAGUAUAAAUUACACUGUACAAAUUGCAACACAUAUUGACGUACCCUCAAUCGGAACAUGCACCAUAGGAGCGAGAAUCGACGAGAAAAUGUUGCCCAAUUUGUUUUUGAAGAAAUUGUUUUUUAAGCUCUAUUACAACAUUUUAGUGGUGGAAGUACUACAGAUAGGAUAUGGCGGUUGAUGGAGACAAACAAAUGUUUAACGUAAAUAAGUAGAAUAGAGCAAUGCAUAUAAACAUAUUUCAAGGCAUAUAUGAAAAGAACUAAAAAGCAGUAAUAUUUAUUAUUUUCUAAUAAAAAUAUCAUUAUUUACAGAACAUAUGUAACAAGGUGGUGAAAUUGAAUCAUUGUAGAACAAUACUAUAGCGAAAGGUGUAAAUAAGAGGAUAGAGGAAAA